Pestalotiopsis fici W106-1 is the source of this 624-nucleotide messenger RNA. RefSeq lists its product as uncharacterized. The transcript has a single exon. NCBI's taxonomy places the organism in Eukaryota, Fungi, Ascomycota, Sordariomycetes, Amphisphaeriales, Sporocadaceae. The coding region runs from base 1 to 624 and encodes 207 amino acids. The record is from RefSeq and is a predicted model, not a curated record. Gene Ontology annotation, cellular component: Vma12-Vma22 assembly complex; extrinsic component of endoplasmic reticulum membrane. Gene Ontology annotation, biological process: vacuolar proton-transporting V-type ATPase complex assembly.
AUGGGCAUCGACGAGAUCGACACUCUCUUGGAGCGUUACCUCCUGUUACUUGAUGAAUACACCACCCUCCGCGCCAACCUCAACGCCCUACAGGCUGGUAUCUACCAGAAUAUUGCGAGAGCCAACUUCUCAGCCGAGCGAGGCAUGAGAUUCGGCCAGAACCACUACGAUGACCGGGUUCAGGCCUCUCGGAAGUUGGAAAUCUCUCUCGACGACAACGGAUGCGCCGUAUUCAAGGUAGCUGGUGCAACUUUGGACCAGACAGCACCACAAAAGUGCCAAACGGAAGCUGCAGCCGUCGGUGCGCAAGAUCCCGCCCAAGAGGAGACAGAUGCCAACGUGUCUCACAAUGGCAAAGAGCCACUAGUCCAUGAAGACAAGGCCCCUCGAAGAAAGAAUCCGUUGCAAUGGUUUGGCCUGUUGGCGCCGCUCCCUCUACGUCAAGCUCAGGCUCAAAACGUCAAAGCUGUGGAAGAUAUCAUACCACGGCUUGUCACGGUCAAUGCUGAGAUGGAGCAAGUUGAGAUAGCAGUACGGAGAGCAAGAAAAAAGCGUGGCAAGGCGGAAGCCACGGCAAAGAAACAUCAGGAGGAGGUACAUCGACAGGAGGAAGCGACGGCAUGA